Molecule: messenger RNA, 1119 nt
Organism: Verticillium alfalfae VaMs.102
Lineage: Eukaryota; Fungi; Ascomycota; Sordariomycetes; Glomerellales; Plectosphaerellaceae
Exons: 6
Coding region: 1-1119 (372 amino acids)
Biological process (GO): proteolysis
Cellular component (GO): fungal-type vacuole
Molecular function (GO): aspartic-type endopeptidase activity
Source: RefSeq, a predicted model, not a curated record
AUGGCACCUCCGUCUAUGCUCCUGGCAGUGGCCGCCGCCGCGAUCCCUCAGCUGACUGCUGCCGUCUCUGUGGACUUGCCAAUCACUUACUACAACAGCUAUUCCAGCGUCGACGUCGAGAUCGGAAAGCCCUCCAAGACGUACCGUCUUCACCCCGACACUGGCAGCUCCACCACAUGGGUUGUCGACAAGGGCUGCGCUGAAUGGUGCCACAACAACACGCCGACCGCCGACAUCGGCUACUUGGGCGGCUACGUUGCCGGUGAUGUCGUGAAUGACAAGUUUAUGGUCAACAACCACACCUGGCGCCAGCCCUUCCUCAGCACCUACUAUUCCGACUGGAACAACAUGCCUACCGACGGCUUCAUGGGCCUUGCUUUUGACAGCAUUAUUGUGGGAGACGCCAACAACGUGCUGACCAUGCUGAUGCCCAACCUCGAUGAACCCCGAUUUGGCAUUUACCUUGGCGAUAAUGACGCCGCCGAUAAGCCUGGCCUGCUGACGAUCGGCUCCUCCAAGGAGUCUGAGUACUCGAAAGCGGAGCUCACGAAGAUUCCGAUCGUCAAGGGCCCGGAUGGACGUUACGACGUCUGGCGGUCCACUAUCAAGGGUGUCUCGUUCAAGGGCUUCGACUCGUCGUGGUCCAUCUCAAUCGAGUUCAGCACACCCGGCGUCUCGGAGCCCAUUGUGCUAACGGCCUCGGGCGAGGACCUCCGCAAGCCCGGCUUCCCGGCGGCGCCUGACGCAUGCUGGCCGCCUUUCGAGGACAGCGGCGCCGAGGGCUUCACGCUCAUCGGCACGCCGUUCCUGAGGAACUUCUACACAGUUUGGGACUUUGGCGCCAAGGAUGAGACGGACUUUGAGCCGACUUUGGGAUUCGCCCACCUACUUGAAGAGAGUUCAGUCAAGUUCGAGGUCACAAACACAUCAGCAAACAGACGCGGUGCAGAGCUCAUCGCCAUGGACACGACGAGUGACUUUAGCCCGUACCGCGCGGACGGCAAGCUUUUCCGCUUUGUCUGCGUCGUGACGGGUGCCUCACAGCCGGUGGGACAGGCCAUCAUCGAGGGAGUUUGGGAAUACGUGUGCUCAUCCAAGAUCCCGUCCUCACAGUGCUGA